UCACUUGAUGUCACAGCUGAACGACCUCCUUCGCCACCCCUGCAGGUAGCCGACGCCAUAUUGCUGCAAAGCGGUGUUUAUGGUGCAAGGAGGAUUCAAAGUCAAAGGCACGUUGUCGGGGGCUUCGCGCAGGAAGAUGUCUAUCGCUGUUUCUGGAAGCGUUCCUCUGGAAAGAUGGAUUAUCAUCCAGGAUGCCGCUGUUGGCGGUUUCGGCCUCGCUGCUGCUCUUAGCGGUUCUACAGCCCUCAGCAGCUCAGUAUGGUACAUCGUACAAUACUCAAGAUACACCGUGCUACCGGGAAGGUUACUACAGGGACCGCACGCACUGCGGGCGUUUCUACCGCUGUGCUCCGGUGAAGUAUCAUCCAGGCGCUUAUACGGUCUACACGUUCGCCUGUCCGUACGGCACUUCCUACGACGAGCACCGAGGAAGUUGCGAGCAACCUCGGCCUCGGGACCCGUGCUAUGGACAAGUGACACGGCCUUAUCAGGCGACCAGGAAACCAUCUAGGCCUAACUAUGUUCCUCACUUUGCCCCUGCACUGAAACAGCAGCCUGACCUUCCUUGCCACGGGGAAGGUUUCCAUGCCCAUCCGUAUGACUGCAAUAGAUUUUACCGUUGCAUCCGUUACAAUGCUCAGGCCUUCUACAGUGUCUACGAGUUCAAUUGCCCGACGAACCUCGUCUACGACGAAAAUUCCGGUUCUUGCAACUAUCCAGAGCUGAGUUACUCCGACUGCGUGACAACGCAGUUUCAAAACAGCAGCAGUAGUAGUUCGGCCAGCAGUGCGUCAAGUAGCUCGUCCAGUAGCUCAUCGGGCACUUCGACGCAGACGCAAACCUCCAGUGGUCCGUCUGGGACCCAAACCACGACGCAAACUGGUACGCAAAGUCAGAGCCAAAGUCAGAGUCAGAGCCAAAGCCAGUCCAGUAGUCAGACCAGUACCCAUACAAGCACAACGACAUCACACCGUCGUCCUGGAAGCGGACAACCGGGACAAACUCAAACUGAGACACAAACGGGGACUCAGACACAGACUCAGGGGCAGGGCCAAGGGCAGAGUCAAACCCAGACACAAACGGGAACUCAGACACAGACUCAGGGGCAGGGCCAGGGGCAGAGUCAGACGCAAACCGGAACUCAGACACAAACCGAAACUCAGACUCAAGGACAAAGUCAGGGGCAGGGUCAGACGCAAACCGGAACUCAGACGCAAACCGGAACUCAGACGCAGACCGGAACUCAGACGCAAACCGGAACUCAGACUCAAGGUCAAAGUCAGGGGCAGGGGCAGGGCCAAGGGCAGAGCCAGGGCCAAAGCCAAGGACAAACCCAGGGAAGAAAACCAGGCGGUGGACAGAGUGGAGGCGGACAACAGAGACCACAAGGUCGCCCCGAGACCGGAGGAUCCAGUGAUCAGAAUAAACCAUCGGGGUCAGACCCUCCAUGCAGUAAGGAGGGAUUCUUUGUCCAUCCUGAAGACUGCUCAAAGUUUGUUCGAUGUGUGGACAGCGGUUCCGGCAACUUCGUUGUCUAUGUGUUCAGUUGCCCAAGUUCUCUUGUGUGGGACGAAGAGCUCAUGACCUGUAACUACCCGAGUGCUACACAGGGUCCAUGUGGCAGUAAGGAGUCCGGACUUCCCUCCGAAGAUAACUCUGGGUCGGAUAACUCCCACCCUGAAGAUGAAAAUGUCGUAGGGCAGGAUACGUCACCCCAGCAACCGUCUUCAAAUGACAGUACAACGAAGCGGCCGUGCGAUGACCACAAGUCGGAAGGUCGUCCUUCAGGUGGAUCUCGACCUCCAAGCCGUCCCAGCAAAGACCUUCCGUGUCCCACGGAUGGAUUCUUUAGGAACCCGUCCAAUUGUUAUAGAUUCUACAGAUGCGUGAAACGAGAGGACUCUGGCGAAUACGAAGUAUACGAAUUCAACUGUCCAGAAGGUCUUGUGUUUGACGAGCGCUACAGCACAUGCAAUUGGCCAGACAAGGCUCCUCCGUGUGGGGAGAAAGGUCAAGAUGAAUCUUCAGGGCGUCAGCCUCAAAGUGAUAAUCAGAAUGGAAGGCCCGUACAACCUGGUCAAGACGGUGGGCGACCUGAACAGCCUGGACAAGGAGGGAAACCCGGGCAAGGUGGAAAGCCUGGGCAACCUAGUCAAGGCGGUGGGAGGCCAGGGCAGCCAGGUAAAGGAGGAGGUAGGCCAGGAAAGCCUGGACAGGGAGGAAAGCCAGGACGACCCGGCCAAGGAGGAGGUAGGCCUGGAACACCUGGACAGGGUGGAAAGCCACGAGAGCCCAGCCAAGGAGGAGGUACGCCUGGAACACCUGGACAGGGUGGAAAGCCAGGACAGCCCGGUCAAGGAGGAGGUAGGCCUGGAACACCUGGACAGGGUGGAAAGCCAGGACAGCCCGGUCAAGGAGGAGGUAGACCUGGAACACCUGGACAGGGUGGAAAGCCAGGACAGCCCGGUCAAGGAGGAGGUAGGCCUGGAACACCUGGACAGGGUGGAAAGCCAGGACAGCCCGGUCAAGGAGGAGGUAGACCUGGAACACCUGGGCAGGGUAGACAGCCAGCACGACCCGGUCAAGGAGGAGGUAGGCCUGGAAGGCCUGGACAGGGUGGAAAGCCAGGACAGCCCGGUCAAGGAGGAGGUAGACCCGGAACACCUGGACAAGGUGGAAAACCAGGACAGCCCGGUCAAGGAGGAGGUAGGCCUGGAACACCCGGACAGGGCGGAAAACCAGGACAGCCUGGUCAGCCCGGACAAGGUGGUGGGCCAGGACAACCUGGACAGCCCGGACAACCUGGUCAGCCCGGACAAGGUGGUGGGCCAGGACAACCUGGACAGCCCGGACAAGGUGGAAGACCAGGACAGCCCGGUGAACAAGAUAGCAGGACAAGAAAACCUGGCCAAGGCGGAAAACCUGGCCAGGGUGCUAAACCAGGAGGACAAGGGGGGCGCCCUGAAAAGCCAGGACAAGGAAGAAGAAAACCCGCGCAGCCUGCUGGACAAGAUGGAAGACCGGGACAAGGUGGGAAGCCUGAACAGCAAGGUCGAUUGCCUCAACAACCAGGACAAGGGAGCAGGCCAGCUCAGCCCGGAGAUCAUGGAAGACGGCCUGGAGAACAACCUCAAGGGGGACUUGGACAACCCGCCCCUGGACAGCCACCAGCCGAUGAGCCAGUUCCUCAAGCAACUACCCCGUGCCCCCACGGAAAGGAUACGGAAUCUGGUAACACGGAAAAGAAGAAACCCGCUUGCCAAACUGAAGGCUUUUUCAGGCAUCCUGACAGUUGCUACAGGUUCUACCGCUGCGUGCACUUGAAUGAUACGGACGAGUACGUAGUGUACGAAUUCAACUGUCCUGAGGGGCUUGUCUUUGAUGAACGAUAUAGUACUUGUAACUGGCCAUCUGAUGCACCACCAUGCGAUGGUGCAGUGUCAGAUAAUGACUCGCGUCAACCUGGCAGCAAGCCUGAAGACGUUCCAGGUAGUGAGGGAGGACCAGGUGACGAUAAAACUAAACGCCCUUCGGAUAGCAAACCUCCAGCAGGUGGUAGUCCAGAAGAGACUGGUACAGAUUCUGAAUCCCCUCGACCCGGAGAACAGGAGCAACCUGGCGCCACGCCAAGCUCUAAGCCGUCUACUGAACAAGGAAAGCCUCCCGAACAAAGUAGCCUCCCGUGCUCCAAGGACGGAUUCUUCAGGAAUCCCAAGGACUGCAGGAAGUUCUACAGGUGUGUGGAGACGGGUGACGGUGGUGAUGGUGACUUUGUGGUGUACGAGUUUGACUGCCCGGAAGGGUUAGUGUUCGACGAACGUUAUAGCACCUGCAAUUGGCCCGAUGCGGCACGUCCUUGCGUAGGUGGCCAGCAAGAGGGACCAGGCAAUGACACCAGUAAAGAUGGAUCAGCCGACACGACUACAUCUUCCACUGUACAAGGAACUGACUCAACAGGAACUGGGGAAACUGAAUUUUCAACGGCAUCAACGGAUGCUGGAACAGCAACAACUGGAACAGGCACAGACACAACUGCAUCGGAUGUUGAGACUUCGGGUACAACGGGAACAGACGAGGGAUCCACUGGCACGACAGUAACUGAUACAGGAGCAACUUCCACAACAGGGCAAGACACCACUGGAACAACAGACCAUACAGCUGCGACUGACACCACCGGAAGUGAAACAGGUACCACAGGAACUGCCACAGAAAGUACAACGGGGUCAUGGACUGAUACGGCUAGCACUUCAGGAACGUGGACUGACAGCACUACAGAAACAUGGACUGACACGACAGGUACAACAGGAAGUGGCACAGAUAGCACAGGUACAACAUCGACAAGCACAGAUAUAAGUACUACAGGAACAGAUAGCACGGCUACAGCAUCCACGGGCGCAGACACUGGAGGUACGACAUCGUCAGGAACCGGGAGCACUGCCACAGUAGAGGAAGAUACGUCUGCCACAGAUUCUGGAAGGGACGACGAAGACCCACCUUCCCCAGGUUCAACCACGGAACCCACGACAGCGAAAGAUUGCAAUAAUACAUCGUCUGAUACUUCGUUGCCAAAAGAUCCUAGUGGAAAGCCUUCUAGUUUAAGUUGUCCAAGGACGGGUUUCUUCCGACAUCCAACAGACUGCGGCAAAUUCUACCGUUGCGUGGACUUUAAUCAGAAUGGAAUGGAUUACGUGGUCUUCGAGUUUGACUGUCCUGAAGGACUUGUGUUUGAUGAACGUUACAGCACAUGCAACUGGCCUGACCAAGCUCCACCGUGCGGGGAUGGCUCUUCUGGUGGACGCACGCCUGAGAAACCUGGCGGACCAUCCGAGCCCAUUGGACCAUCUGGACCAACAGGACCAAGUGGAGCAGGACCAUCUGGACCAAAUGGUCCUUCGGGGCCGUCAGGACCAACUGGACCAAGCGGUCCUUCGGGGCCGUCAGGACCAACUGGACCAAGCGGUCCUUCGGGGCCAUCAGGACCAACUGGACCAAGCGGUCCUUCGGGACCAUCAGGACCAUCUGGACCAAGCGGUCCUUCGGGGCCGUCAGGGCCAUCUGGACCAAGCGGUCCUUCGGGGCCAUCAGGACCAACUGGACCAAGCGGUCCUUCGGGGCCAUCAGGGCCAUCUGGACCAAGCGGGCCUUCGGGGCCAUCAGGACCAACUGGACCAAGCGGGCCUUCGGGGCCAUCAGGACCAACUGGACCAAGCGGUCCUUCGGGGCCAUCAGGACCAAGUGGGCCUAAUGGACCAUCAGGCGGCCCCACUGGACCAUCUGGUCCCUCCGGUCCAAGUGGACCGUCAGGCGGCCCAUCUGGUCCAAGCGGACCAUCGGCGGGGCCUACUGGACCAACCGGCCCCUCUGGUCCAAGGGGACCAUCAGGGGGCCCUACUGGACCAACGGGCCCGUCUGGUUCAAGCGGACCAGCAAAAGCACCUACAGGGCCAGGAGGUCCAGGAUCGGGCAACCUCCAUUGCCCGCAAGAGGGUUUCUUCAGACAUCCCGAGGAUUGUGGAAAAUUCUACCGCUGCACGGACACCGGCAAGACUGGAAGCUUUUCUGUCUACGAGUUCGAAUGUCCCAAAGGCCUGGCUUUCGACGAACGUUUCAGCGUCUGCAACUGGCCGGAGAACGUACCUGGUUGCGGAAAUACAGACGGUAGGCAACCGGAAGGAGACCGUCCUCUCGGAGAGGACGCAAAAACACCAGAUGGCUCCAGCGACUACCCUACCGAUGGAGCAUCGCCUCAAGACACUCCAAGCUCUCUUCCUGAUGGAGGUACGCCGGCGGCAGAUGACUCUAGCGGUCACCCCAGUGACGAAGCAGCUCCACAAGACACUCCAAGCCGCCCUCCAGAAGACGAGACCCCUAGUUCGCAAGAUCAGACACAGACGCCAAGCACAGAGCCCACCGACGAUUCCACCGGAGGCGGUUCAGAUGGCCCAACAGAUCGGCCGUCUGAUGGUUCGGCGCAUGAUCCGUCGGAUGGUUCUUCGGACAGCCCUGCGGAUAGCCCUGCGGAUAGCCCUGCGGGCGACGGCUGCAACCCGACAUGCAGCAAGGAAGGAUUCUUCAGGAACCCCGCAAAUUGCAACAAAUUUUACCGCUGCGUCGACUUCAAAGGGGACUCUGACUUCGUAAUGUUUCAUUUUGAUUGCCCAGAAGGAACCGUAUUCGACGAACGAUAUAGCGUUUGUAACUGGCCUGACGAUGCACCUCCGUGCGGUGCUGGUGCUGGUAGUGGUCAAAACCAAUGUCCUGAGAAGCCGGGAGACCAGACAGGACAACCCCAACCCGAUCAGCCUCCCACGGAUGGCAGAGUGCCGCCAUCAGGCCCACAAGGUCCGACCGACAUGCCUCCAACAGCCCAGGGACCAACCCAUCAGAGAGGCCCUAGGCCUGCCGAUGCUUCUCAAUGUUCUCGCACGGGUUUCUUCAGGAACCCUUCAGACUGUAACAAGUUCUACCGCUGCGUGGAUCUCUACCAGGACGGAAAUUACGUAGUGUAUGACUUCGACUGUCCAGCAGGUCUCGUCUUCGACGAGAGGUACAGCGUGUGCAACUGGCCUCAGAACGCUCCGCCUUGCGAUAACCAGCCACAACAGCCAUCGAAACCCGGUGAAGAAACAUCAACGAAACCCUGCGACAAAACAACGCCAUCAGACACCACUCCCCAGGACACAACGCCACAGAGUACUACUGGUCAAGAUACUACGCAACGGGACACUACCGCUGUCACUACUGAAGCCACCACUGCUCAGGACAGUACAACGGGACCAGACAGUACGACGUCAGUACCGACUACGGCCGAGCAGACUACAGAAUCAGUAACGACUGAAGUGUCAUCUGCUACCGUUGAGUCCAGAAGAGGAAAAAGUCUCGAUGACAAGAUAUGUAAAAAAGAGGGCGCUGUUGGUUUCGAAGGUGAUUGUGUUCACUUCUAUCGCUGCGUUGGUAGCGGAAAGAACACGAAGGCCGAGCUGUUCAAGUGCCCUGACAAAUACGUCUUUGAUCCGAAGAUUGAAUUCUGUAGAAGGAAGAGAAAGGACUUCAAGUGCGACAAAAAACCAACUGAAGAACUCAUGGCGAGUUUACCGCCCAACUUCAUGAAGAGUGCCAUUGUCGCUGGACCGGACUUCUUGUGGGACUGAUGGGAUCGUAAAGGUCUUUGCCGAUUCUUGCAGAUCUCUUGCAAGAACUUUGAGUCCACUCUGGUCACCGCGCACGAAUCACUUGGCACAUCGUCUUUGCACAGACAGUCUGCGAGACGGAACCGUAGGAACCGACAUCCGAUGGAAGGAGUUGCCAGACAUGACGCCAAGGGAUGCUCGUCUAUAGUGUCACCAAAGCGGUUGCUAAAUAACAACGGACUCAGCGUUAAAAAAAAAAGUGACGUAUUUCUACUUAUGUGACAUGUGCCGUCCACCUACUGUGAGAUGACGCGAAACGAAAGCAAGACGCCGGCCGUGGUAGUCCAUCGUUACCGUGGCAUGUGACGACAGAGCGAACCUAGAACGUGGCUGGCCAGCGGAGAAACGAAACACGGAUAAAAGGGCAGCAGUAAAUCGCACGUUUCAUGUUCAGUAUUAAUCUUACUUUCUCGCGUAAUAUGGCUUAGUAUUUAUUAUGAUUAGCUCCAAAAUUGUUCUCUGAAACUGCGUAGUGCUGCUGGAAGUGUUGAGGUCCUGCAACGGUCCUGCUUGGUGCCUAAACCCUCAAAGACUUUCAAUGUGAACGGUGAACACUGUCGGACUCGAGUACUACACACAUAAAACGUGCCAUGGGGUUAUUUCGAGUGGCUUUUUUUGUCCUCAUUUUGAACGCAUGUGUUACCACAUUCUCUUCACGUGUGGGGCGAGAAAGAAUGUGCGCCCCGUUGCCUGCUCGCUGUCUCUACGUCGUCCUCGUAUUUAUGAGAAUGAUUCCCCUUUUUUGUAAUGAGUAUUAAGUUGUACAGCACUGUGCACGAAUGAAUGGUGGUUUAUGCAAUGUUAUAUAGCGGUGCUUGCUGCACGACGAAUAAAGUCGUCUUUUGGUACA
Molecule: messenger RNA, 8040 nt
Organism: Ornithodoros turicata
Lineage: Eukaryota; Metazoa; Arthropoda; Arachnida; Ixodida; Argasidae
Product: mucin-5AC-like
Exons: 5
Coding region: 192-7151 (2319 amino acids)
Cellular component (GO): extracellular region
Molecular function (GO): chitin binding
Source: RefSeq, a predicted model, not a curated record